This is a messenger RNA of Tuber melanosporum (Perigord truffle), 502 nucleotides long. RefSeq lists its product as uncharacterized. Bases 89 to 328 code for a protein of 79 amino acids. The record is from RefSeq and is a predicted model, not a curated record. The transcript has 2 exons. Lineage: Eukaryota; Fungi; Ascomycota; Pezizomycetes; Pezizales; Tuberaceae.
CCCAACAGGAGAUGCAAAAGCUCGGAAGAUCGGCUUUAAUUCUUUACCGGUACACCUGGCUUUAUCUUGAGCGGGUUGGUCGGCGGCCAUGGACAUUCUCGGCAAACACCGCAUCGGGUUCAAUAACCUAGGAGUGCAGCUAUUUGCAGAUCUUGAGAGGGACCUAUCUCUCGCGUUGACAAAAGGAUCGAGUGAGAAGGCAGAUCUAGAAAGGGCAAUUGCGGAGCAGAAGGAACUUUUGCAGGAGAGGCAGGCUUUAGUGUACACCCCGAACUCGCCUAUUGGCGUGGCCUUAGUUAUUCCCUAUCCAAAGAACUACCUGGUCUAGAGCCCUUCAACGUGCAAAAAAGCAUAUGAAAGAGAAGGGGGUAUGGAAGGAAAGGGAGACUUUUACACUGUCUAAACGCCGGAGGCGCUAUUGAUGGGGGGAUCGGAGCUUCCUAUGUGUACCGUAGCGCAAAACAUGGCUUUCUAGAUUUCUUAAAGAUACCCUCAUUCUCGA